CUUAUGACAUGUUAAAACACAGCUUUUGAUUUGUGAAACCUUUACUCUACGUCCUGAUUGUGAUGCUGCCAGAGGCCAUGGUACAGGCUUUGGCAAAAGUGAGGAGACUAACAUUGGCAGAAGCAGUGAGAGAGGUUGACCAUGGCCAAUUAAAAAAGGAAAGAUGUCCCGAGAACAGCUGGUAGUACAACGAGCCAGGAAGUCCUUCCAGACAGGAAAAACUAAACCUCUGGAGUACAGGAUCCACCAGCUGAAGAGCCUGCUGCGCUUCAUCUCAGAGAGACGGAGGGACAUCGCAGAUGCUGUCAAAAGAGACCUUGGCAAGAGUGAACAUGGGACGGAGCUGUUUGAGACUCUGGGACUGGAGGGAGAGAUCAACCUGGCUAUAGAGAAUCUGGCAGAGUGGGCUGCUCCUCGGCCCGUAGAGAAGAACCUCCUCACCAUAUCAGAUGAGGUUUAUGUGCAGCCGGAGCCUCUGGGAGUGGUGCUCAUCAUCGGAGCCUGGAACUACCCCUGGGCUGUCACCCUGCAGCCGCUGGUGGGAGCUAUUGCUGCUGGUAAUGCAGGAGUAAUAAAGCCAUCUGAGGUCAGCUCUCACUCAGCCAAGGUCAUGGAGGAACUUCUUCCUCUGUAUCUGGACAAAGAUCUGUACCCUGUUGUGACAGGUGGAGUGUCAGAGACCCAGGAGCUGCUGAAGCACAGAUUUGACCACAUUUUCUACACAGGAAGUAGCGUAGUGGGUAAACUGGUGAUGGAGGCUGCUGCUCGCCACCUCACCCCAGUGACGCUGGAGCUGGGAGGGAAGAGCCCCUGCUACAUCGACAAGAACUGUGACAUCACUGUCGCCUGUCGUCGUAUCACAUGGGGAAAGUUUGUCAACUGCGGUCAGACAUGCAUCGCUCCAGACUAUGUUCUGUGUGAACCCUCCAUCCAGAGCCAAGUAGUGCAGGAGAUCAAGAAGAGUAUCAAGGAGUUUUACACAGAUAAUCCAAAGAACUUUGAUGACUAUGGACGCAUCAUCAACCAGCGGCACUAUAAAAGGGUCAUUGCUCUCAUGGAAGGGUGCACCGUCGCUGUAGGUGGAGACAGCGAUGAAUCUCAGUGCUACAUAGCUCCCACUGUGUUGAAGGAUGUGACGAGUGAAUCCAAAGUGAUGAAGGAGGAGAUCUUUGGGCCUCUGCUGCCCAUCAUCACAGUGAGCGGUGUAGAGGAGGCCAUUCAGUUUAUUAAUGAGAGAGAGAAACCGCUAGUUGUGUAUGUCUUCUCCCAUGACAAAAAGCUGAUCAAAAGGGUGAUAGCUGAGACGUCCAGUGGAGCUCUGCUGGCUAACGACUGUCUGGUCCACUUCACUGUUAGUGCUCUGCCCUUUGGAGGAGUUGGUAACAGUGGUAUGGGCUGCUACCACGGCCGGCACAGCUUUGACCAGCUCAGCCACCUGCGCAGUUGUCUGAUCAAGCAGCUGAAAAUGGAGGGAGUCAACAGCAUGCGUUACCCGCCUCACACCGCCAAGAAGCUGGGCUGGGCUCGAUUCUUGCUGCUAAAGCAGGUCAACUUGGGCAGACUGCGCCGCAUGGUGCUGCUAGCCAUUUUUGCUGGUUUAGCAGCGUUUAUUGUGCAGAGGUUCCUGCAAUGAAGCUGUGGAGCAGAAACUGGCAGCCUGUGUUGAACACCGCUCUGGUGCAGAUCCUGGGACAGCCACACAGACUCCUGCCCUGUAGUGAAAUGUAGCACUCCUAUAAUUGACUGGUCCAUGUCAUUGCAUUUCUAUAUUAUAUCAGGUCAUGUAACUGAUUGAAAGCCUUUAAAAAUAUGUUUUUCUAAUCUCCUCUCUGUUACAGUUUAAGGUGCUAAAGAAGAUUUUAUUGUAUUAUAUAAAUAUAGUCUGUAAUAAUUUUAUUUAACCUGGCAAAGAUUUUAAGUUCAGAUUCUAAAAAUGAUAAAACAUUCAUAAGAAUGAUUUUACUACGCUCCAAAAACUGUAAAAAAUUUUACACACUUUAAACUAGCUUCUACAUCACAGUGAAUAUCAUGACUGCUUAUAAUGAUGCCAUUUCUUAUCUCUGAUUUACAUUACAGUUUAAUUAAUGAUAAUAUUGUGAUGCACACUUUCUGCAAUAAAACCUCAAGAAAAAGUUUA
Molecule: messenger RNA, 2137 nt
Organism: Thunnus maccoyii (southern bluefin tuna)
Lineage: Eukaryota; Metazoa; Chordata; Actinopteri; Scombriformes; Scombridae
Product: aldehyde dehydrogenase family 3 member A2-like
Exons: 12
Coding region: 164-1633 (489 amino acids)
Biological process (GO): aldehyde metabolic process
Cellular component (GO): cytoplasm
Molecular function (GO): aldehyde dehydrogenase (NAD+) activity
Source: RefSeq, a predicted model, not a curated record